AUGUCGUGUCACGGAGGCUCUCAUACAUGGCUGUUUUUUUUUCUUCUACGUGGCGUGUUGCUGCUGUUGCUACUUCUGCCGUUGGAUGCGGGGGAGGAGGUGGUGGUGGUGGCGGCGGCGGCGAAGUCGGCACCCAAAGUGGAGGAAGAGGACUUUUACGAAGUUUUGGGCCUCGGCAAGGAGCGCGAUGAUGCGAGUGAACGGGACAUCAAAUCGGCCUGGCGCAAGUUGUCCAAGAAGCACCACCCGGACCUUGCAGGGGAAUCACAGCGUGAGGUUUACCAGCGGAUUCAACGCGCUUACGAGGUACUUGGGGACCGCAAAAAGCGGAAGGUUUACGACAUUCUCGGCCUUGACGGCGUCAAGAAGAUUGAACAGCCCCAGGAACAGCAGCAGCAACAACAACACAUGCAUUCAUUUUUCUCCUUCUUUGGCGGGGGCCAUCAGCAACAGCAGGUGGACCGCGGUAAGAAUGAGGAUUUGGUUUUACUGGUGCCGCUCGAGGAUGUCUACAGCGGGGCAGCACACACCGUGAAGCUCUCCAAGACAAAAAUAUGCCGCAACUGUCGCGGAACAGGGGCGCGUAGCAAAGAUCAUCUUGUGCGAUGUCCGCACUGCAAUGGGGAGGGUCGAGUUCUGCGUCGUGUGCAACUCGCCCCGGGAUUUAUCCAGCAGAUGGAGCAGCCAUGCGCCCACUGCAAUGGUCAGGGUGUAUUCAUAACAGAAAAGUGCUUGAUGUGUAAGGGCAAGAAGACAGUGCGAAGCACUUCCUCCAUUAGCAUCGACAUUGAGCAGGGUAUACCAGAUGGCCACGUCCUCACAUAUGAGCUGGAGGCGGAUCAACAGCCAAAUCAAGUUCCCGGCGAUGUUCUCUUCACUGUUGUCACCGCCUCCCACCCCCGCUUUACACGUAGCGACAACGACCUUACGGUGACUGUUGUGCUCACGUUGAAGGAGGCAUUACUGGGUUUCAGCAAGUCAUUAACGCACCUUGAUGGCCACGUGGUAGAGUUGGAGCAGUCGGGUGUCACACAACACGGGGAACGACGCAAAAUUGCCGGUGAAGGCAUGCCCAAGCACCAUGUGCCAUCUGAGCGUGGCGAUCUUCAUGUCAUCUUUGAGGUGGAGGUGCCAUCUCUGCUCACAAAGGCACAAAAAGAGGCUCUUGAACGGGCCUUUGGCUAA
This is a messenger RNA of Trypanosoma cruzi, 1185 nucleotides long. RefSeq names its product heat shock protein DnaJ, putative. The record is from RefSeq and is a predicted model, not a curated record. The coding region runs from base 1 to 1185 and encodes 394 amino acids. The transcript has a single exon. Lineage: Eukaryota; Euglenozoa; Kinetoplastea; Trypanosomatida; Trypanosomatidae. Gene Ontology annotation, cellular component: cytoplasm. Gene Ontology annotation, molecular function: Hsp70 protein binding. Gene Ontology annotation, biological process: protein refolding.